Molecule: messenger RNA, 1347 nt
Organism: Closterium sp. NIES-65
Lineage: Eukaryota; Viridiplantae; Streptophyta; Zygnematophyceae; Desmidiales; Closteriaceae
Source: the annotation of a GenBank genome assembly
AUGCAGGAGGCGCUGCGAUAUCCGUUGCGCGUCGCGAAUCGCGUAUCCGUAGGCCGUGGCGUGGACGUGAGACUCGGUGGCCAGAGACGCUGCGCUGUGCGCUUUGCGCGAGCGCGAUCGGCGGCGAGCGCAAGGGCCGCCAUGAGGGUGUUCACCGCGGAGCAAGUCCACCGCGCGCUGCCGUACGACGCACUCAUUGAGCAUCUCCGCGAGGCCUUCCGCGCCUCCAGUAGCGGAGGUGGCAUCGCCGCCCCGCCACGCCAGCACUACACCAUUGGUCAGCGUGCUGCGGAUGAGGAUGGAGAUGGUAAUGACACAACGGAUGCUAGGUCUGGGGCAGCAGGAGACCCGGAAGCGACGGGGGAAAGAGGAGGAGAAGGAGGGGAAGAAGGAGGAGAGAUAGGAAGUGGAGGAAGGAACGCAGCAGAGGGGAGGAAGCAGGCAGGCGGAACGCUGUUGGUGAUGCCCGCUUGGGACUCGAAUUGUGGCACGGAAGAGCCAUUCCUGGGUGUGAAGCUGGCGACAGUGUUCCCUGGCAACGCCAGUUACGGCCUGCCAUCGGUGGCAGCGAGCUACCUGCUCUCCUCUGCUGCCACUGGCGCCCCCCUUGCCCUCAUGGACGGCACGGCCAUCACGCUCCGCCGCACCGCUGCCGCCUCUGCCCUCGCUGCUCACUACCUCGCACGCCAGGACUCAACGGUGCUUCUUAUGGUGGGCAUGGGCAACCUUGCUCCCCACCUCAUCCUCGCCCACCUCUCAGCCACUCCCUCCCUCCGCUCCGUGCUCCUCUGGGGCCGCACUCUCACCAAGGCCCAGCAGACAGCUGAGAAUCUGGUCUCCUCCGACCCAAGGUUUCGUCUUAUUGAGCCGGAGGGAGUUUCCUUGUCGGGCUUUUUGGAAGGGCAAGAAACAGGUGGGGUGUGUGUUACGGUUGUGGGUGAUCUAGAGCGUGCGGUGCCAUUGGCGGAUAUUAUCUCCUGUGCCACGCUUGCAACAGAACCGCUUGUGUGUGGACGGUGGUUGAAGCGUGGAGCCCAUGUGGAUUUGGUUGGCGGUUUUCGGCCGGAUAUGCGCGAAGCGGAUGAUGAUGUGAUGAUUGCAGCUAGAGGGUCGAUAUUUGUGGAUUCCAAGGAUGGUGACGCCAUCACAGGAUCUGGGGACCUUAUUGAGCCUAUCUCUAGUGGUGCUAUACUGGUGGAGGACAUUGGAGGAGACCUCUUCGAGCUAUGUUCUGGACGUGUGCACGGGAGGAGAGCUAAUGAGAAAAUUACUGUGUUCAAGUCGGUAGGAUUGGCCCUAGAAGACCUUGUAGCUGCCAAGCUUGUGUGGAAGGAUAGGGAAUUGUAA